AUGAUGAAUCCAAAUCGUGUUGCUGCUGGAACACGUAAAUCAGGAUCAGCCUCGAAGCGACUCAGUGAACCUCAUGGAAUUUUUGUGGAUGUGAAUUUAGAUUUAUAUGUGGCAGAUUGUGCAAAUCAACGUGUUCAGUUGUUCCGAUUGGGAGAAUCAAAUGGUAUUACAGUAGCUGGAAGUAAAUCAGUAAAUCCAACCAUUACACUUCGUCGUCCAAGUGGAAUUGUAUUAGAUGCUGACAAAUAUUUAUUCAUUGUAGAUCAGAAUAAUAAUCGAAUUGUUGGUUCAAGUUUGAAUGGUUUUCGAUGUUUAGUUGGAUGUUAUGGAGUGGAUUCACAAUCCAACCAAUUGUCUAGCCCAUAUAGUUUGAGCUUUGAUCAUUCAGGAAACAUGUUUGUUUUUGAUCGAUGGAAUGCUCGUAUUCAAAAAAUUUUAUGGAUAAAAGAUUCUUUUACUCCUUCAUUCAAUCAACCAAGGUUUUGUUCAACAGCCACUUGGAAUUCUAAUGGAAUUACUUUUGCUAAUCGGUCGAUUGUUGGUCAAGAGCCUGGCGCCAUUUUUGUGAACACAAAUAAUACAAUCUAUGUCGUUAAUCAAGAAAAUAACACAAUUGUAAUGUGGCAAGAAGAGAAUGUCAAUCCAACAAAAAUCAUUCACGGUAAUUUUACAGAACCCCAGUCUCUCUUCGUGACAUCAAAUGGUGAUAUUUAUAUUGAUGAUGGUGAGAAAAAUAGUCGAGUGCAGAAAUGGGUAGCAGAAACAAAUACCUUUGUCACGGUGAUGAAUGUCAACUCAUCGUGUUGGGGUUUGUUUGUCGAUAUCUAUGAUACUCUUUAUUGUUCAAUGCCUGAUCAUGAUCGGGUAGUGAAAAGAUCGUUGAAUGAUCCUGUGAUGAAUUCAAACCGUGUUGCUGCUGGAACAGGUAUUAACGGAUAUGAUUGGACUAGACUUGAUAGUCCUCGUGGAAUUUUUGUCGAUGUGAAUUUAGAUUUAUAUGUGGCAGAUUGUUACAAUAAUCGUGUUCAGUUAUUUCAGCCGGGAAGAUCAUAUGGUAUCACAGUGGCUGGAGGUACAUCACCAAAUCCAACCAUUACACUUCGUUGUCCAAGUGGAAUUGUAUUAGAUGCUGGGAAAUAUUUAUUCAUUGCAGAUCAGAAUAAUUAUCGAAUUGUUCGUUCAAGUUUGAAUGGUUUUCGAUGUUUAGUUGGAUGUUAUGGAGAGGGUUUACAAUCCAAUCAAUUGAAUCGUCCAUUUAGUUUGAGUCUCGAUCGUUCUGGGAAUAUGUUUGUUACUGAUACAUCAAAUCAUCGAAUUCAAAAAUUUCAAUAUUUCGAAGAAUCAUGUGGUAAGUUUAGAAUGAUCGAAUGA
Adineta steineri is the source of this 1371-nucleotide messenger RNA. NCBI's taxonomy places the organism in Eukaryota, Metazoa, Rotifera, Eurotatoria, Adinetida, Adinetidae. The record is from the annotation of a GenBank genome assembly.